CAGCAGACUCUCACUCUUUCAAUAUCGCCAACAAUCCUUCCACUCGCCAUUGUUACCCAACAUUUGUCGCCGCGAACAGUUCCUUUGUCCAGCCCACAAAGUGCUUUCUUCGCCAACGUCUUCGCUCUUUCACUGAAGCCGCCUCACGACCGAUCGAAUCGAGGAUCAACUGACGCCCCACCCUGGAAGGAGCAAGACAGCCAGACGGGGAAUAACCCGCCACAAGUAACAGAACUUUGGCUGGCGACAAGGCCGCGCUCGACAGUGGUGCGCACGCCACUGCGAAGGACACGCUGCGUCGACUUUCAUGUCCUAUACCUCGAGACCUACCGCGAUCCCACCUUCGCCAACUUCUCCGCCUGAUUCGGGUCUAAAGCGCCGUCGCUUCUCUGACAACCUCCCGCAAUCCCCGAUUUCUCCUUCUUUGAUGUCAGUCGCAACGAAGAGCUAUGUACCUCCUUAUGGACAUAACCAGCAUACCGACGAGGUUUCGGGUCGCUCGUCUCCACGCUCGCCGACGAGCGCCGCUUCGCACUCACAGCCAUCUUCCUCUCAGAUAACCCACUCACUACCGACGCCUGCGCAUAGCGUGACGGGCAUUCCCGGACUUGAUAUGGCUGAAGACGCUGAUCAGCAUCGCGACAAGCGACCAAGGCUGGAUACCGAAAAGGAUGAAGAUAGGAUGAAGGUAGAACCAUUCCCGAGGGCCACAAAUCACGAUCGGCAUGAUGAUAUGGAUUUGGACGCUGGCGGAGACGCGGAUGCGCAGGUCGCAAAGCCUGCUGGUGGUUCUGUGGCGGACGAGACGACCCUGGAGCAGUUACAGGAAGAUAUGGGUGAAGCCUUUCUUUCUUGUCGAUCCAAAGUCGAGCGCCAAAGACCGAAUCCGCAACAACAUUUACUGGCAUCAUACGGCCUAGGCCCGUUACUACGGAGUGUAGCCCGCACUGACCCUAGGACUGGCGAGAAGAUCAACAAACUUCGGAAGUCUUACGAAGGGCAGAUUAAGAACUUUGCUCUGGCUGGUCGGAACAAGCCUGUCAAGGGAGAGCGCAAUAUCGAAGAAGACCAACCUGGACCGCUGCGGCGCAUGGCCGGUUCAUCAGCAUGGGGGCUACAACCAGAAGAGCAAUGGAAUGCAGAGCAUGCCAAGUCGAAAAUUGAAGUGACCACCGAUUUCAGGGCGAAAUUGCAAAAGGCAAUGCAAAUGCAACCAGGAACCGUCAGGAACAACGCACACUGGGAGGACGUUCUAGGGUUCGACAAACCGAAGCCGAACGUACUGCCACCACAGCAAAAGGCUCAUCAGCCAACACCAAUGCAUGUCACUAACGGAAUUCCUCGACAACCCGCACAACAAACGACAGACGCAAAACGUCAGACCCGUGGCAAGAAGCGAAGUUAUGGUGAUGACAGUUUCGUUGGAUAUGGUGAAGGCUAUUCCGACCCAGAAGAUGGUGAUGGAGACGAGUAUGGAGGACAAAGGAAACGCAAGAAGGUGAUGACCAUGAUGGGUUCCUGAAAGCUGCCGCGGCUAACGUCGAACAGGAUUUGAUCGGAACACCUGUCGCCUACGGGCAGUAUCAGGAACGUUAGAUGCGCCGGGAGACCGUUUCUCCAGCUAGCCCUGGCCGAGGCCAACACAAAAAAUGCACCAAAUGCCGCCGGACCCAGUCUAUCGAUGAAUUUCGGUCGACACAUAACACAAGGAUACUCGCAACCUGCGCAAGGUGCCGUGAAUUGCAGAAACGGGCUAAAGCCCGUAGAGAUCAGGCUCGACUGUCUGCUUUAUCGACUCUACCCCGACCAAGUGGUGUCUGAGAAUGGCAUUGCACAUUUUUAUGCUAUAUUUUUGCGCCAACCAACCAAGUUUUUAUAAGAUACCCUAAGGAUAGAUACAACAGGAAAAGGGUCAGUCAGCAAGGGGAGGCUUGCCAAACGAUGCAAGGGCGUUGAAUGAUAUUGUUGUCCACGAUUGAGGAUUGAUAAUGAAGUCCUUCGAAGUUCGCGUUGCGACUUGCGAGUCGAUUGGGCUGGGCGUAUUGCAACCUUUUAUUGUUAUUGGGGAGUUCACCCAUUUUGGUGAUGUGGCGCAAGGCAUUUACCUAAGUUGCUACGGCCUUCUAAAACCUCCACGCCCUUUGGCAGCCGGUCCAAGGCGUGCCUUGUACGAAUUAAUGACGGUAGAUGAAUGAGACACAUUCAAGUAUUAA
Molecule: messenger RNA, 2213 nt
Organism: Exophiala xenobiotica
Lineage: Eukaryota; Fungi; Ascomycota; Eurotiomycetes; Chaetothyriales; Herpotrichiellaceae
Exons: 2
Coding region: 308-1522 (404 amino acids)
Biological process (GO): regulation of transcription by RNA polymerase II
Cellular component (GO): mediator complex
Molecular function (GO): transcription coregulator activity
Source: RefSeq, a predicted model, not a curated record